AUGUCGAACGUGCCCCAAGAUAUCCUUGGCCAAUUGGUCCAAGUCCUUGCCAACCUCGUCUCCAACGACAACGCUGUCCGCUCUGCUGCCGAGGAGCAGCUCAACAACGAGUGGAUGGUCAAGUCCCCUGAUGCCCUUCUUUCCGGCUUUGCCUACCUCUCCCGUCACAGUGAAGAACCCGAUCUCCGGUCGUUUGCUGCUGUCUUGACCCGUCGCGUGGCUUUCAAGGGAAUUCCCACUCAGGACCCAGAGGCAGAGGAUGCCACUCUGUGGGACGUUACACAGGAGGAGACGCGACAGGCCAUGAAGACCCACUUCCUGGCCGGUCUCUCUCAGGAACCCAACAAGUCUGUCCGUAACAAGGUCUGCGAUACCAUCGCCGAGAUGGCUCGUGCCUCAACCGCCAAAGAGCAAGCCUGGCCAGAGAUCUUGCCAGCCCUGUUCGAGUGCACAAAGUCGCCCUCCCACGAGCACCGCGAGUCGGCUUUCCGCAUCUUCACCUCCGUCCCCAACCUGAUCUCUGGACAGCACGUUGACAUCCUCAAGUCUGUCUUCGCCAACAGCUUGCGUGACGAGAACCUCCAUGUCCGUUUGGCUGCUGCCAAGGCUGCUGUCUCGUUCAUGCUGGAUACCAACAACGCCACUCGCAACUCGAUGGCCUCGUUGAUGCCCCAGUUGCUCGAGGUCUUGAACGCCCUUGCCACUGCUGGAGAUGAAGAAUCCUUGAUCGAGGGCUUGGUCGUCAUGAUCGAGUUGGCUGAGCACUCGCCCCGCCUCUUCCGUCACGUCAUUGUUGAUGUCCUUCCCUUCAUGAUUGAUAUUGUCAAGAAGAAGGAGCUCGAGGACCGCACCAGACAGUCUGCCUUGGAGUUAUUGUUGACCCUCGCCGAGUGCGCUCCUGGCAUGGUCCGCAAGGUGCCAGAUUAUACCACCACAAUUGUACCUGUCGCCUUGGAGAUGAUGACCGAGCUGGAGGAGGAUGAGGACUGGUACUCGACCGACGAUUUGGAUGAGGGCGACAACGACGAGAACUAUGUCAUCGGAGAGCACGCUAUGGACCGCUUGGCCCGUGCCUUGGGAGGCAAGGCUAUGUUGCCCGUUUCCUUCGUCUACAUCCCCCAGAUGCUUGCCAACGAGAGCUGGAAGGCUCGCCACGCCGCUCUCUUUGCCGUCUCGGCCAUCGGCGAGGGAUGCGUCCGUAUCAUGGAGGCUGAACUCGGAAAGAUCAUUGGUAUGGUCCUCCCUUUCUUGCGCGACCCCCACCCCCGUGUUCGUUACGCUGCCUGCAAUGCUAUCGGCCAGAUGUCGACUGAUUUCGCUGGACCCAUGCAGAAGAACCACCACGCUCUCGUCCUCACCAACUUGAUCCCCGUCAUGGAUGAUGCUCCUUUCCCCCGUGUCCGCGCUCACGCUGCCGCUGCCUUGGUCAACUUUUGCGAGGCUGUUGAGAAGGGUACUCUGGAGCCCUACUUGGAUGCUAUCUUCGAGCGCCUCUUGUCGCUUCUCAACACUGGUACCACCUAUGUUCAGGAGCAGGCCAUCACCACCAUUGCCACUGUUGCCGACAGCGCUGAGGAUCGCUUCGUCAAGUACUACAGCAGCAUUAUGCCACUCUUGAUCAACGUCCUCCGUCAGGCUACCAACAAGGAGUACCGUCUCUUGCGCGGAAAGGCCAUGGAGUGCGCCAGUUUGAUCGCCCUCGCAGUUGGCAAGGAGGUCUUUGCCCCUCACGCUCAGGAGUUUAUCCAGCUCUUGGUCCAGACCCAGGCCAGCGUUACUGAGGCCGAUGAUCCCCAGGUCUCGUACUUGUUGGCUGCCUGGGCUCGCGUCUGCAAGGUCCUCGGACGUGACUUUGUUCCUUACUUGGACAUUGUCAUGCCUCCGCUGUUGGCCAGUGCUCAGCUCAAGCCUGACUUCGCUGUCUUGGACCCCGAGGAUGAUAUCGAGUCCAAGUACUCUGCUGAGGAUGGUUGGGAGUUUGUUGGUGUUGACGGCCAGCAGAUUGGUAUCAAGACCACCGUCUUGGAGGAGAAGUGCACCGCUGUUGAGAUGUUGAUUUGCUACGCACGUGAGCUCGGACCUGGUUUCCGCCCCUACAUCGAGAAGGUCCGCGACAUUGUCUUGCCCCUUCUCAAGUUCUAUUUCCACGAUGGUGUCCGCCACGCUGCUGCUGCCACCCUCCCCCAGUUGAUCUCUUGCGCCAACCAGGCUGAGCUCGGACAGGAGUAUGUCAUCAACUUCUGGCACGGUAUCUGCGGCAAGAUCCUCGAGGUCAUGGCCACUGAGGCCGACCCCGCCUUCUUGCUCCAACUCUACGUUUCCUUCUACGAGUCCUUGGACUUUAUGAACGGCCCCAGCUUGACCCCCGAGCUGUUGGAGGAGUUCACCCGUGCCACUGAGGCUCAGCUGAAGGAGUUCUACGCCCGCUUGAAGCACCGCGAGGAGACCCGCGCCAGCACCGAGUUUGAGGCUGAGGACGAGGAGACCAUUUUGGAGGAUGAGAUGAACGAGGAGGCUGUCCUCGGAGAGAUGUCGCGCACUAUCCACAGCGUGAUGAAGACCCACGGUGCUGCCUAUGUGCCCAUGUUUAAGUCGUUGGAGCCCGUGAUUGCCACCUUCUUGGCCGAUACCAACUCUGCUUCGCGCCAGUGGGCUAUCUGCGUCUUGGAUGACCUGAUCGAGUUCACUGGCCCCCACUCAUGGCCCAUCAUGGGCCCUUACUUGCCCAAGAUGCUCGAGUCUGUCCUUGACACUGCCUCAGAUGUCCGUCAGGCUGCUUGUUACGGAGUUGGACUCUGCGGAGAGUUCGGAGGGGCUGACUAUGCCGAGUUCUGCAGUGCUGCUCUCCAGCCUCUCUUCCAGGUCAUCAACGCCCCCCGCUCAAGAGAGCUUGAGAACCUCUAUGUGACCGAGAACGCCAUCUCUGCAGUGACUAAGAUCUGCAAGUUCAACAGCAGCAAGUUUGACGUCAACACUGUCCUUCCUUCCUGGGUCCAGGCCCUCCCCCUCCUCAACGACGAGGACGAGGCUCCCACCACUUAUACAUACCUCUUGGACCUCAUCGACGCUCAACAUCCUUCGGUCUUGGGAUUGAACAAUGUCAACAUGCCCCAUUUGGUCACCGUCAUGGUGGAGGCGUUGGUUGCAGGCAUUAUCCCUGAGCCCAUUGCCACGCGCAUGGUGCAUACCAUGAAGGCUGCCCUCGCGUCGAUGGACUCUAACAUGACCUCGACCAUCUGGAACAGCAUCUCGCCCGAGAAGAGGAAGACCCUCCAGGACUUGAACUACCUGUAA
This is a messenger RNA of Linnemannia hyalina, 3294 nucleotides long. Lineage: Eukaryota; Fungi; Mortierellomycota; Mortierellomycetes; Mortierellales; Mortierellaceae. The record is from the annotation of a GenBank genome assembly.